AUGAUACGAAUGACGGGUGGCACAAAGCUCCGCAAGAUAGAAAGGCGAUUUUUUGUUUUAGAAUGUAUCGCCUGUGGGGAUAAGCUGCCACCAAAGCAAAGUUUCCGUGCGCCAUGCGCUCAUCACUAUUGCCGGGAAUGCAUAGCGAAUUUCGCGAAGGCGUCCACAAGAGACGAAUCUCUGUAUCCCUUGCAGUGUUGCCAGAUUCGAAUGCCAGCGAAGAAAGUCGCGCAACAACUACCCAAAUCACUGCAGAUACGAUUUUGUGCCAAGUCUGUGGAAUAUUCCGUCUCACCGGCUACACGAGUGUACUGUGCGAAUGAGAAAUGCUCUGCGUUCUUGUGCUCCUCAGACACUCGAAAGGUGAACACCACCUGUCGGAUGUGUGGCACCAUGAUGUGUCUCGCAUGCAGGAACAGAAGACAUGCUGGAGAAGGAUGCGUAGAGGCGGGAUUGCAGAGAGACUUGAAAAGACUCGCAGACGAUAAGAAUUGGCAGUCAUGUCCUGGCUGCCGGGCGAUCGUCGAACGUACAGAUGGGUGUAGCCACAUCACGUGUCGCUGUUCCACUCACUUCUGCUACCGAUGUGGAGCUCGCUGGCGCAAGUGCUUUUGCCACAGAGAAGAUCACUGA
Messenger RNA from Suillus paluster, 633 nucleotides. RefSeq lists its product as uncharacterized. The coding region runs from base 1 to 633 and encodes 210 amino acids. The transcript has 2 exons. Gene Ontology annotation, molecular function: ubiquitin protein ligase activity; zinc ion binding; ubiquitin conjugating enzyme binding. The record is from RefSeq and is a predicted model, not a curated record. Gene Ontology annotation, biological process: protein polyubiquitination; ubiquitin-dependent protein catabolic process; positive regulation of proteasomal ubiquitin-dependent protein catabolic process. NCBI's taxonomy places the organism in Eukaryota, Fungi, Basidiomycota, Agaricomycetes, Boletales, Suillaceae. Gene Ontology annotation, cellular component: cytoplasm; ubiquitin ligase complex.